AUGACCACCGUUAAGGGUUUUUUAGACGAUCUGAUACCCGUAGAUAGUAGAAACAUUAACGCUGAUAAGGAAACGCUACAUUUGUUGGAAACGUUCAAAAAGUUGUCGGAUUACGCAGAGUCGAUGCACUCGGAAACGCUGUUCAACGUUCAACUUUUCUCGAAUGAGUUGGAAAUAAAAAAAUAUCAACAAGAAGACGGCACUAUCGAUAUAGAAACGAUGAUAGUGGAUAAACUCGUGGAACCCGAGUUUUGGAAAAUAGAUUCCAUCGCCGGACGUACGGUAAACGUAAACGGUCCGCCAACCAACUCUGUUCGGGCCACGCCGCCGAUCGCGUCGGUCUCGGGCAACGGCUCGGAAAACGCCGUAACGUUUGAGCCAAACGUCGCCGUACCGAAAACCGUCUAUACGGCGCCGACUAGCGGUUACGCUGACGAACCGGAACCUGGCUCGACAAGGGCGAACGUCGUUGGCGGUCAACACGACGACCGGAUCGAAAAAGAAAACGUGACCUACUACGACGAUGAUUUUGACAAUGUCGACGAAAUCGAAGACAUCGACGUAGACGAUUACAGAGACGAUGGGGGAGAUGAAAAUGUUUACGGCGAGUACGACGGCGGCGACGGUGGUGCGGAUACGAGCAACACGCCGUUCCGUGAUCGGUCGAAAACCUUCGACGGUGACUACGGCGACGACGGCGACUACAGCGAUGACGACGACAACACUUUAAACAGUGAAAUCGACGAAGGGUCGAACGAUAAGGUUUUUGCAGAAAAUAUCGAAGCGUCCGAUUUGCCGAAAAAUCUAAAAGUUUUCGUAGUCCAAAAAAUGAUGUACGCGAACAAGCCGAUAAAACAAUAUAUAAUCGCACAGUGUCAACACCUGUUGACGAUCAUCGAAAUGUUUGACCCGUCGUUAAAAUAUCUGGAUAAGAUAAACGACUUUUAUAAGAAACGAGUCAAUGGUAAAAAAGUCACAGACUCUGUGCGCAAAAAAUUCGAAAGCGCGAUACUCGAUCGUUUGGCUACCGAAAAAACUAAUUACCGACUUUUGUAUAACGCGUACAACUUUUUGAUGGAGUCCGAAAAAAACGUCACGCCGUCUAAAACCGUCAAAGAGCUUAUCGGCGCUGACGAGUACAGGCGUCACGAGAGACUACACGAGGAACUCGAUGCGUAUUAUAGAACUCUUUUCAACUCGUGUACGACGGUGCUUGAUGACGUGUCUGGUCCGUACGACGAGAAGGGUCGAGCGGAACUUUUCAAACGCAUAUUUCUUCAAGUUCAGAACAUGGAAGAAUUAGUCAAAUAUUUACCGAAAUAUUAUAAACGGCUUUUGAAUAAAUUGGAAAACUUGUCCAAAAUAAAAAUAGGUAAAACGGUGACGGCAAAAAUACCGGUAACCGAAAAACGAGGACGCGCCACGAAUCCGUCGCGGUCCGAAGACGCGACCGCGGUAAAGUCAGAACCCACGAAAACCGUAGACGGCGACAAGGACGUCGGGACAAACGACGAAGACGCGGCGCCGCCUUCCGACAUUGAUUUGACAAAACGAUUCACUACGGAAGCGGAGUUUAUGAAGUUGAUCGAAUACUGGCGAACGCACGUAGACGCUGAUUUUCAAUACGAAUUGGAUUUCGAAAGCAAGAACAGCAAAAACGAAGAAUCGUCGUUCGUAAACUUGGACGACGGUGUCGAUCCCAGAAUACUUUUAAACCGAUUCGAAUCCUACGUAUAG
This is a messenger RNA of Macrosiphum euphorbiae (potato aphid), 1737 nucleotides long. The record is from the annotation of a GenBank genome assembly. Lineage: Eukaryota; Metazoa; Arthropoda; Insecta; Hemiptera; Aphididae.